GUACACCCUCAAACGCGUGCCGUUUCACCGCUCCACACAGACCAUACACCGUUUGUAGAGAGAGAAACACCGAGAAUUCUAGAGAGAGAAAGCUCGAUUCGAUUCUCCAGAAGAGAGAGAGAGAGAGAGAGCGUGUUCUAGAUCUGAUACAGAGUGAAGAUUUGAAUUCUAGGGUUUUCUAGGGUUUGGAAUUGAUUUUUGGUGAGGGAAAAUAAGAAUUAGGGUUUUGAAUGAAUGGAUUCGGGGACUGUAGUUGAAGAUAAGGUAGUUAGAGAGAUACAGAGAUACUCGGAGGGAAAAGUAUACACUAGAAAAAAUUUCAAAGUUUCAGAGGAUAAAGUUAAUUCCUUGGAAGUUGUUCCUCACACUCAUUCUGGUGCUACCACUGCCACCGUCACUGUUGAUGGGACGAAGGAUAACGGGAAUAAUGUUUCGGUUCAACUGUUGGAUAUUGUUUUGGUUCCAGAGGAUGGGAAUUCGGCUCCGCCAGUUGUGAAUUCUGGGUUGGACGUGGUUUCUGAAGAUUCGUCGAGUUUGUGUCGUAGGCAGGAUGAACAUUUUAGUCUUGAUGUUGUUCAGCUGGAAGAUGGUAAUGAUUUGUUAGAACCAGCUCUGAGGAGAUGUGAUGAUAAGAAGAGGUUGGAGAAUGGUGUUAAGAAUGGACUGGCUUCACGGUCGAAGCAAGAGAUGCGGGGGAUUAAGAGGAAGCUUGAGGGCUACCUUGAAACGGUGAGGUCAUUGGUGAUUAGGAUUGAAGAGAAACAACGGAUGGCUGGGAGGUAUGGUGGUGGUUUGAAUGUGUCUGUGGAUCGUUAUAGGGUAGAUAAUGGGAGUGGAGCUAAGCGUGCUCACUCUGAGGUAGCUUCUGCAGGUGUUCCGAGAGAGGCUAAUAGGUUUACACGCCAGUUAAGUGUAAUGGUGUUAGAGAAUGGUCACGGGAUUAGUGAAAGCGUUGAGAAGGAGAAGAGAACACCUAAGGCGAACCAGUUCUAUUCCAAUUCGGAAUUCUUGCUUGCGAAAGAUAAGUUUCCGCCUGCAGAGAGUAACAAGAAGUCAAAAUCACAUGGAAAGAAGCAUGGCGUUGGAGAAAUGGGACAUGGAUUUGGGAUAGUAUCGAAGUAUUUGAAGAACUGUAGCUCAUUGCUUGAAAAGUUGAUGAAACACAAGCACGGUUGGGUGUUUAAUACUCCAGUGGAUGUUGAACGUCUUGGUUUGCAUGAUUAUUUUAUCAUCAUUUCACAGCCGAUGGACUUGGGUACUGUGAAGUCGAGGCUGAGCAAGAAUUGGUACAAAUCACCAAAGGAGUUUGCGGAGGAUGUGAGACUUACUUUUCAUAAUGCCAUGACAUAUAAUCCUAAAGGACAAGAUGUUCAUGUGAUGGCGGAGGAGCUAUCAGCAUUAUUCGAGGAAAGAUGGGCCAUUAUAGAGUCAAAUUACAAUCAUGAGAUGAGGUAUGGCUUGGAUUAUGGGCCCGCUAUAUCUGCACCUUCUCCUCUGUCUAGAAAGACUCCUGCUUUGCGGCCUCCGCCUCUUGACAUGAGGAAUCUGGAUAGGUCAGAAUCAAUAACCAACACUCGAAAUCCCUUGAGCUUGACUCGUUCAGUUCGAACUCCUGCUCCAAAAAAGCCGAAGGCUAACGAUCCUGAUAAAAGAGACAUGACAUACGAGGAAAAGCAAAAACUUAGCAUACAUCUUCAGAAUCUACCACCUGAAAAACUAGAUGCUAUUGUACAGAUCAUUAAGAAACGAAAUUCAGCACUUUCCCAACAUGAUGAUGAAAUUGAAGUGGACAUUGAUAGUGUGGAUGCAGAGACUCUUUGGGAGCUUGACAGAUAUGUUACCAACUAUAAGAAAAGUUUGAGUAAAUACAAGAGGAAGGCCGAACUUGCUAUUCAAGCUAGAGCAGAAGCUGAGCGAAUUGCCCAGCAGAAGAGCCAAGAACCACCAGUUAUAGUUGAUUCCCCGAGAGAAAGACAAGCAGAUGAAAGAAAUGCUUCCCCGUCCUUGGCUGUGCAAGGGGAAAUUCGAGUCGAUAAUAAUGGGAAUAAGACAAGUAGCUCAAGCAGCUCAAGCAGUGAUUCCGGCUCUUCAACAAGUGAUUCUGAUAGUGAUAGCUCCUCAUCGUCUGGGUCUGAUUCAGGGUCACAGUGAACCUAAAUACCUCCUAAGAUGUCAGAUAUUUAGAUUAGAUAGUGUUGCAAUGCUUGUCAAGUUGAUUCUUUUGAAGCUUCCAGAUUAUGGAUCUGAAUUUGGCAUUUGGUUUGCAGAGAAAGCUUCUGAAGGCGACUAUGAUCUCCUAAUGUGCAGAGAAUCUUUUUCUCUCAUUUCAUAAAACUGUUGAUCCGUUGCAAUUUAUGUGGCCUUAUUUGCGAAAGCACGCACUUGUAUAAUAUUUUGUAGAAUGUGAAGAUAACUAGAUAGUUUUUUGUAGGAGUGUACAUCGCUAACUACUGUUAACUACUUACUACUCGUGAAGUUCCAUUGAUGAAUUGUUAUUUUGUGCUAGCAGAUUCAGGAUUCUAGGUGUUAUAUCAAAGUAAAAUUGUAAUUCCAAGUUCUUCAAGUCAUUAUUGGUUUACAUGAAAUCUUAUUCUGUACA
Molecule: messenger RNA, 2599 nt
Organism: Medicago truncatula (barrel medic)
Lineage: Eukaryota; Viridiplantae; Streptophyta; Magnoliopsida; Fabales; Fabaceae
Product: transcription factor GTE4
Exons: 6
Coding region: 235-2151 (638 amino acids)
Molecular function (GO): protein binding
Source: RefSeq, a predicted model, not a curated record